Molecule: messenger RNA, 711 nt
Organism: Rhincodon typus (whale shark)
Lineage: Eukaryota; Metazoa; Chordata; Chondrichthyes; Orectolobiformes; Rhincodontidae
Product: protein phosphatase 1 regulatory subunit 36
Exons: 4
Coding region: 16-552 (178 amino acids)
Biological process (GO): negative regulation of phosphatase activity
Molecular function (GO): phosphatase binding
Source: RefSeq, a predicted model, not a curated record
CUUAUUCUCAGUGCUAUGGAGCAAAUCGAGAUAGCUGAGGCUACUGCUAAAAUGGACUUGGCACGGAAACUGUUGGCUCAGUUAUACUGCAGGAUGUUACUGGGCCUUGGCAUAGCCAAACAUCACCACAUGGCAUGUGGAAAGGCAAUGGGCUCAUCCACUCUCAAGGACAGGCAGCUGUAUGAGUGCUUUUACUCCUUCUGUGCAUACGUGACAUGGGUGACGUUUGGAAGGAAAAGCCUGGAUGUGAUUGAAUUGGAGCUAGGACGACUGCUUCGUUCAGAGAUAUUCAACCCUGCUCAGAAUGUGAAGAAAGAAGAACCAAAACCUAAAGGUUCACAAGAAGGUUCCAGGCGCCUUCAGCCAAGGAGACCUCCAAUAAACACCAUCCUGAACCAACGCUCGCCGGUCCUUUCGUCACUGAUACAGACCCCUCGGGAGAAGUCAGCGUACCUCUUCAAACAGCAUCGUGUGAAUCCAAAGUUCCAAGCUGAAAUGGCAGACGAGAAGACCAAGGUGGUGGACCUGAAGUUGGAGCUGUCUGAUAAGUAAGGAGCAAACAAAACAAAUGAACCCCACGCAGUCCAGGGGACGGCCCUCUGCUACACACAGAAUGAGCCAACACAGAACCAGCCACACUCCAGCAUGCCAAUACUGGCUUUUUGAAAGGCAGUCCAAUUACUUUGACUUCUCCUCACCCAGCUUUCUGCA